Molecule: messenger RNA, 465 nt
Organism: Micromonas pusilla CCMP1545
Lineage: Eukaryota; Viridiplantae; Chlorophyta; Mamiellophyceae; Mamiellales; Mamiellaceae
Exons: 1
Coding region: 247-465 (72 amino acids)
Biological process (GO): regulation of DNA-templated transcription; photomorphogenesis
Cellular component (GO): nucleus
Molecular function (GO): zinc ion binding
Source: RefSeq, a predicted model, not a curated record
CGCGCGACGGCGAAAGCGCGCGACCGCGCGCUCGGUUCGAUCGGCGUCUCACCGAUCGCGUCGACCGCCGGGGGAGGCACGCGCGCGAUCGCGCGUCGCGUCGAACGCCGCGUCCGCGCCGCGCCGAGCGCAUCGAAAAUCGCGAAUCUCGCGCGGCUGUCGCCUUCCCUACUCAGCGGGAAAUAAAGCGCCCCGCGACCCCCGCGACCGGAUCGACCCCCCGCCGCGGCCUCGCGAGAUAUCGCGAUGGGCGUCAUAUGCGCGCUCUGUAACACCUCCGAGGCGGCGAUAUACUGCUUCAACGACGCCGCGAACCUGUGCUCCGCGUGCGACGCGCAGAUGCAUGUCGGCGCGCACUCGAACAACAAGCUCACGUGGAAACAUCAGCGCGUGCGACUGUGCGAGACGUGCAAGGGCGAGCCCGCGCACGCGACGGUGUACUGCGAGCACGAUAAGGCGCGUUAA